This is a messenger RNA of Fulvia fulva, 465 nucleotides long. Its product is annotated as Mitochondrial fission 1 protein. Gene Ontology annotation, molecular function: protein binding. Gene Ontology annotation, cellular component: mitochondrial outer membrane; peroxisomal membrane. The transcript has 4 exons. Lineage: Eukaryota; Fungi; Ascomycota; Dothideomycetes; Mycosphaerellales; Mycosphaerellaceae. Gene Ontology annotation, biological process: autophagy of mitochondrion; peroxisome fission; mitochondrial fission. The record is from RefSeq and is a predicted model, not a curated record. Bases 1 to 465 code for a protein of 154 amino acids.
AUGGCAGAACAUCUACCCUAUGCCGCGGAUGCAGAGAGCCCCCUGAAGCCAGCAGAACUCCAAGUCCUGCGGUUACAGUACGAGAAAGAAGGCGAAUAUGUCUCGCUGCAGACCAAGUUCAACUAUGCAUGGGGCCUCAUAAAGUCAUCAUCGCGAACAGACCAACAAGACGGCGUACGACUCCUCUCGGACAUAUUCCGGCAGAGCCCCGAUCGAAGGCGAGAAUGCUUAUACUACCUCGCCCUCGGCAACUACAAACUCGGCAACUACGCAGAGGCACGACGAUACAACGAUAACCUACUCGAGAUCGAACCGAAUAACCUGCAAGCACAGAGCCUGAGCCAAAUUGUCGAGGAGAAGGUAAACAAGGAAGGUCUCGUGGGCAUGGCUAUAGUGGGAGGACUGGCAGUGGCCGCUGGUGUCGUCGGUGGCAUGAUUUUCAAAGGAGCACAACGAAAGAGAUAG